Molecule: messenger RNA, 4374 nt
Organism: Hyla sarda
Lineage: Eukaryota; Metazoa; Chordata; Amphibia; Anura; Hylidae
Exons: 14
Coding region: 240-4076 (1278 amino acids)
Biological process (GO): cell adhesion
Cellular component (GO): membrane
Molecular function (GO): hyaluronic acid binding
Source: RefSeq, a predicted model, not a curated record
UCCUGCAAAGCAUAUCUGGAAGCAUAGGAUAGCAUAGCAUAGCUAGACCUCAAAUGAAGUCUAGCAUUGACAUAGUUAACAUAACCCUAAUUUCCUUCAAGGAAGUUGUGUUUUUUUAAACAUUCUCUGCCCUAUUUCCAUAAACCAUUACCUAGUCCAGGAUGGGGCAUUUCCUUCUAUUCUUUAAACAAUAUCAUUCUGUGUGAAAAGACUGCACACAGUAGACUUGUCUGAUUCUUAUGAUGGAGCAGUGGUUCAUCUGUGCAAUUUACAUUGCUCUUGUCUCACCAUGCACCUCUAUACCACAAUGCCAGCACUACCUGAGUCGUCGAAGGGAAGGUGUAUUUCAUUAUGACCGCCAUAUAAGGUACCAGCUAAACUAUCAUAAUGCUCAAGAGGCUUGUGUGCAGGACUUUGGAGGGAAAAUAGCAACAAGAGACCAACUAGAAAAAGCUUUGAAAUCGGGGCUUGAAGAAUGUCGAGCAGGCUGGAUAACAUCUAUGGAGGUGGCUUACCCUCGUGUAAACAAACACUGGAACUGUGGGGAAAAUAAAACAGGAAUUAUAUCCUAUGGUAUUCGACAAAAUCUUCAGGAAAAGUGGGAUGUGUUUUGUUAUAAAGAAGAUGAUGACUGUUCACACUAUGAUAAAGCUUUUUUUAAGGAGUCCCGGGACAAUACAGAAUCUCCAUCAGAUGUACCUGUUACACAUGAAUUGAGUUUCACAUCAGUAUCUUCACCAACAAUUUUCACAUUACUGUCAGCCAAUAUAGUACCUAAAAGAGGUAACAUAAACAGGAAUCUGCCAAAGGAAAGGAAGCCAUCGGAUAGCAGAAAAAUUUAUGAUUCUGAAGAUCAAGAAAAAAAGUCUUUUGAGAGUUACUUUCUAUCAGUUAAUUUCUCCAAACAUAAAGAAUCAUUAAAAGAACAAGGCAUAAUGCUACUUAAUACAACCUCAGAGCUGAAUGGUACCUCAGAUACUUUUGAAAAUAAUCAAAACAACAUAGAUAAGAUAAUAUUACCAGUGACUAAUUUAACUAAUAGCACAUAUGUACCGGUGUCAAUGCAUGACACACAAACAAAAUCUUAUUUUAGUACAAGAGACAAAGGGUCUAAUGUUGGUAUGGAUACAAAGACCCCUCCAAAUUCAUCAUUAUCUAGGGAAGAUAAUGUAUCAAAUAGCAUUUUACAUAAAACAGGGCCAAAUAUUAAUACUUAUAAGAUGAUGGUUAGAAAAGAAAAGUUUGAUGCUUCACCUCUAAGUCCAUUAGCAGCAACAACACAAAAUGCUGGUUUGUACGAUACUACCUUUUCAUCAAGUAACUUUAUUACUGGAGAGUCUACAGUUCCUAAUGUGAACUUUUCAAUACCUACAGCAUCAGAAAUUGAGACUUACUUUCCUGAUAGAGGUCAAACUACAACGGACUUGUAUGGUACAGAUUACUCUUCAAUUUCUCACCCUUAUGACACAACACAUAAGAAAACAUUUAAUAUUAAUAGUUCACAAAGUCAUACUGAGAUAAUGCAAACUGUGGCUGACAAUCUAUUCACACAAGAACAGAAGCCUCUUAUAGCUACAACUCCAUAUCCCUUGUCUUUGGCACCAAAGUCUCCAAGUAUUUUACCCUAUAAAGGUAACGAAAAUUUUGGCAAAGAUCAACAGAGUUUAUUUAAUGGUCAGAAAACAGAAAAGGAAAUUAUUGCACACGCCUCAAAGAACCCACUUGGCUUUACUGAACAACCUACAGCAACGGAAAAUCAAGCAGGUUUACUUCACUUGACCACAGAUCAUAUAACCGCCCAAUACAGAACAUUCUUUGACACAUAUCCAACACCAGCUUCACGUUUAUAUUACAAUGAAAGAGAAGUUUCACUUGCAGAUUCAGAAAAUAAUACAUCCACUGAACUCACACCAACAUCCAAUUUUGAAAUUGAGACAAACAUCGAUGAUAAUAAAGACACUAUAAGGGGAACUCAAGAGAACCAAAAAGCUGUGGUUGAAGUAUUAACACCUGAGGAAAAAAGAACAUCACCCACAACUGCAAUAUCAUCUAAGGUAUCUGCAGAAGUAGAAUCAUCAAAACACUCGAAAAGUAUUUCUCCGACCACAUCUUCAUUCUUUACGCCAUAUGAUCACAUGAAAGUGACUCCUAGUCUAACACCUCAAAACAAUGUCACAAACUUGAGUCUUGAUUCAUGUGGUGGUUGGCUUAAAGCCUUUUCUGGCCAGUUCCACAGCCCAGGAUUUCCACAAUCAUAUGAAAAAGAUAUGAAUUGUAUAUGGGUUAUAGAAGUGCCACUUGGCUAUUAUGUCAUUCUGGAAUUUUUGUCACUUGUUAUAGAAGAACAUAGAAAUUGUGAAUAUGAUUAUGUAAUGGCUUAUGAUGGAAUGGAGAGCGAUCAACGUGUGUUAGGCAGGUUUUGUGGAUCACAACUUCCUCCCCGAAUCCAUGCUUCUUCCAAUGUGAUGACCGUGAUCAUGAGAUCUGAUUCUUCAGUAGAAAUGGAUGGAAUUUCAGUGCAGUUCUGGGCCACACAGACCUUAUCAGGUGUUUCUUUAACUGAGGGGAAAAACUCCCUAGAAGGAGUGGUUGAAAUAGAGUACCAAGGAAUACGAGGAAACAUAUGUGCCAAGCAGUGGACCAACAAUGAAGCCCAAGUAGUUUGCCGUCAACUUGGUUUCACUGGCCCUGCAAUUGCUACCAGGAUCAUAGGAGAUGACAGUGCCUCGUGGGCCAUUUCCUUUGUUAGCUGCAAUGGAAAGGAGUCUGCUUUGGAGAACUGCAGUGUGAAAAAUACCGGCCUGUGUGGCACAAGAGAAAGAGCAGCUGUUAUUUGCCAAGUAUAUACGUCCUGUGCUAAUCUGAAGAAUGCUGGAGUUCAGGAAUCUGGGACCUAUACCAUAGACCCAGAUGGUGUUGGCCAAGGAGAAAGUGACUUCCCUGUAGAGUGUGAUAUGGCAUCAGACAGUACUACAGGCAUAACAAUUGUUGGACAUGAUUCAGAAGGCAAAGAAAGAGUUUCUAGCUGUCAGACUCCUGGCUGUUAUUCUAGGGUCAUCACAUACAAAGCUACUUCCUUGGCUCAGCUUUACACCCUGACUUCCAUUUCUGAACACUGUGAACAGUUUGUUAAAUUAGACUGCCGGCAUGUACGCUUUUUGGACGGACCAUGGGGAUGGUGGGUCUCCAGAGAUGGAGAACAGAUUCAUUCAUGGGGUGGAGCCAGCACAAAUAGUGGAAGAUGUGCGUGUGGAGAAAAUGGUGAAUGUGCCUUGGGUACCACUACUUGUAACUGUGAUGCAUAUGACAAUUUGUGGAGAAUGGAUGAGGGAGCCAUAACAGAUAAGUCUACUCUGCCGAUUCAGGAGUUUCGGUUUGGAGGCACAAGUAAUGUGCCAUUGGCAAUGGUAUUCCACCGCAUAGGCAAGCUCAGAUGUUGGGGAACCAUUUCAGAACCUCCAGUACUAGAGUCAUGUGCUGCUCUAAAAGAAGCUGGAAUUACUGACUCUGGACGAUAUAUAAUAGACCCUGAUGGAGUUCACAAAGGUGUCCCUAAAUUUGAGGUCUUCUGUGACAUGUCAUCACAUUCAGGUAUAACAGUGAUAGGCCAUAACAGUGAAAGACGGAUGCCUGUGAGUCCAUGUGAAGAGGCCGGGUGCUACAGACGAGAACUGAUAUAUUCUGCAGACCUAUUGCAGCUCAAUGCUCUGACUAAAGUGUCACAAAGCUGUGAGCAAUUUGUGAGGCUCGAUUGUCGUCAUUUGCGUUUUAUUCAGUCUGGAUGGGGCUGGUGGGCUUCCUGGGAUGGAAAGAGGAUGGAUUACUGGGGUGGUGCUGAUCCCUCUAUUGGAGGUUGUGCAUGUGGAAGAACAGGUACCUGUUCAUCCCCUGAUAAACUCUGUAACUGCGACAGUAAUGAUAAUAUCUGGAGGACAGAUGAUGGGUUUCUACGUGACAAGACCGCUCUGCCAAUAAGGGCUGUUUAUUUUGGUGACACCAAUGAUUUUCCACUGGAGAUGGCUUACCACACGAUUGGAAAGUUAAGAUGUAGAGGUCGAGGUAUACAGAAAAGCUAGAGCUAGAAAUCAGCCAACAUUGUAUGAAAAACAACCUGUAGAGUCCCAACUGAACCAUACGCCUCAUGGUGUGCGGGGUCAUUUUUCGUCUCCUAGAAAUCCAUUUCUGCAUAAAGGAUCUUUACAUCUAUCUAAAUGUACAAUCCCUUUACUUUUAUUAACAGAUUUACAGUAUCCCUUAUAGCGAAAGAAAUUAAUAUCAGAAUAAAGACUUCAGCCUAUAGUGAAGUGAUUUUGCAUAUAAAUUGUAAAAUAAAAAUACAAACAGAUGAAGAUCUCUUCUUCCUUUGUAAGUUUG